UCUCUCUCUCUCUCUCUCUCUCUCACUCACACACACACACACACACACACACACACACACACACACACACACCCUGGCCUAGUGACGCCUGCUUAUACCCACUCUGCCCCUUGCUUGCUCUGCAGGAAACCUCUGCAGUACUCAAGUCUGGCUGGCCCAGUCAGUGUGAAGGUUCCUGUGGCAUCCGUUGGAGGGGCCCUAGGUCACUGUGUUUCCUCCCAGGGGUGACUUGGCAGUGAUACGCUCUGUUUCCUCACUUCUGCAAUUGCCAGGCCACAACACAGAGGCUCGAGCUGAGGCUGGGACCCGGAGGGACACGCAGAGCCUACGGCUGAGCUCCUAUAGGGACAUACAACGUUCCAUGACCAGGUGACCCUUCCUGCCCAGAGCAAUGGAGCAAAAUGGCUCCUUCCGUGUGGAUUCUGAGUUUCGAUACACCCUCUUUCCGAUCGUUUACAGCAUCAUCUUUGUACUGGGCGUGGUUGCCAAUGGCUAUGUGCUGUGGGUCUUUGCCACCUUGUACCCUUCCAAGAAACUGAAUGAGAUAAAGAUCUUCAUGGUGAAUCUCACCGUGGCGGACCUGCUCUUCUUGAUGACCCUCCCACUGUGGAUUGUCUAUUACUCCAACGAGGGCAACUGGAUUGUACACAAAUUCCUGUGCAACCUGGCUGGCUGCCUCUUCUUCAUCAAUACCUACUGCAGUGUGGCCUUCCUCGGCGUCAUCACUUAUAACCGCUACCAGGCAGUAGCCUAUCCCAUCAAGACGGCCCAGGCCACCACCCGCAAGCGUGGCAUCACUUUGUCCCUGGUCAUUUGGAUAUCCAUCGCGGCUACUGCAUCCUAUUUCCUGGCUACAGACUCCACCAACGUGGUGCCCAAAAAGGAUGGCUCAGGUAACAUCACCCGCUGCUUUGAGCAUUAUGAGCCAUACAGUGUGCCCAUCCUUGUCGUCCACAUCUUCAUCACCUCCUGUUUCUUCCUCGUCUUCUUCCUCAUCUUCUAUUGCAACAUGGUCAUCAUCCACACGCUGCUCACGCGGCCUGUGCGGCAGCAGCGCAAACCGGAAGUGAAGCGCCGGGCGCUGUGGAUGGUCUGCACCGUCUUGGCGGUAUUUGUCAUCUGCUUUGUGCCCCAUCACGUGGUCCAGCUACCCUGGACCCUAGCAGAGUUGGGCUACCAGACCAACUUCCAUCAGGCUAUUAAUGAUGCCCACCAAAUCACCCUCUGCCUCCUGAGCACCAACUGCGUCUUAGAUCCUGUUAUCUACUGCUUUCUCACCAAGAAGUUCCGGAAGCACCUCAGCGAAAAGUUUUACAGCAUGCGAAGUAGCCGGAAGUGCUCCCGAGCCACUAGCGACACGUGCACCGAGGUGAUGAUGCCAGCCAACCAGACUCCUGUCCUGCCACUGAAAAAUUAAUCAAUGCUUAUUAAAGCCAGGCCCAGAGCCUUCUCUUUUAUGGCCCCCACAGAUGAAGCAGAAAGCUAAGAGGUUUCUGCCUGUGGCCAACCCCCUCCUUGGACCCAGGUGGACUCUUAAGUGAGGCAGUUACUUCCUCACAGAGAGCCAUUUGCUGGAAAAUACAGAACUCAAUGCUCCUUUUCAUCCAUCUUUGAGUCAACACUAGAGGGUUGUGGCUGAUGGACUCAUCCAGGGCUUCAGAUUGUGACAACCCUGCUAGCACCAGAGCUUGGGGAGAGACGCUAAGCAGCCCAGUUCAUUCAACUGGGACAGCAAUUUAAGGAUUGGGCAGUGACUUCCGGGUGCUACAGGAAGAGGGGAGAGGGGUUGUGGGGACUCUUCACUGAUUGUGAUCUUUGGCAAAACAAUUGGGCUUAGGAUGGUGCCUUCCUUUAUCCAUCUACAGAUACAAGGUCUUUGCGGCUCUUCCUAGAGGAAGUGGUUUGGUGGUUAUCGCCUGACUCACCCAGCACCUUGCCUCAGACAUAACCAGAGGAGAUAACACAGAAGCUGACCAGAAGCUAGGAUGGGUGCAUGUUUGCUGAGGCAGCUGAGUUUUGCCCGAGCCUGAGUGAGUGCUGAGGGAAUGGAAGAGAGGUGGCUACCUCAGGACGCUGCACUUUCCACUUCCGGCAGGCAGCUUCUUUUGAGGUCCUCUGGCCACCUGGUGGUGA
Messenger RNA from Rattus rattus (black rat), 2133 nucleotides. RefSeq names its product platelet activating factor receptor (gene Ptafr). Gene Ontology annotation, biological process: G protein-coupled receptor signaling pathway; chemotaxis. Gene Ontology annotation, molecular function: G protein-coupled purinergic nucleotide receptor activity; platelet activating factor receptor activity. NCBI's taxonomy places the organism in Eukaryota, Metazoa, Chordata, Mammalia, Rodentia, Muridae. Gene Ontology annotation, cellular component: membrane. The transcript has 2 exons. The record is from RefSeq and is a predicted model, not a curated record. Bases 392 to 1417 code for a protein of 341 amino acids.